Molecule: messenger RNA, 3240 nt
Organism: Umbelopsis ramanniana AG
Lineage: Eukaryota; Fungi; Mucoromycota; Umbelopsidomycetes; Umbelopsidales; Umbelopsidaceae
Exons: 12
Coding region: 188-3163 (991 amino acids)
Biological process (GO): mitotic cell cycle; meiotic cell cycle; cytoplasmic microtubule organization
Cellular component (GO): equatorial microtubule organizing center; centrosome; gamma-tubulin small complex
Molecular function (GO): gamma-tubulin binding; microtubule minus-end binding
Source: RefSeq, a predicted model, not a curated record
GUUUUUACUUACAACGAUUUCUGCAGCAUCGGCCAUCGCGGAGUACGCUGAUGCCUCAAAAAAGAAGAAGAAGGAAGCGGAUGUUUCUCUAGACGAUUUAUUAACGGAGGAAGAAGAGCGCGAACUGGCGGAAUUGAACGCGUUCAUGGAUUAAAACAGGCUGCAAUAAAAUAAGAACGCCGCGUCAAUGAGCAUAAAAUUUUGGGUAUUUUUCACAGUCCAGAGGUGGUUUCGCGAAUUUUUGUCUGUCUGCCUUCUUUUUUACCCUAUCCUUCACUGUACCUCUCGCACUUGCAUGUCACGCCCACGUAGCCAUUCCAAUCGAGUAUCGUCUGCUCGGUCAAUGGACAAACGAGAGUCAAGGUCUCCUGGCAUUCUCCUGACUGAGCGCCAGGUCAAUAAGAUCACGAGCAAAAUUGCAAACAUCCGCCAUAGUUCAUUAUCAUCGCCAUUAGCUGCUUCAUCUCCAGAUAUUCUAACGACAAUAGAACCGCCUCUUACUGCACCACCCACCAUUCCAGAACAAAUUCAUUCAAUACAAGAAGAUAGGUUUUAUGCCAAAGCACCCUUGAACACUAGAAUACAGCCAGCCGUCAGCAUGCGAGCGGAUAUGUCAGAUAACUUUGUGCCUGAAAUAGGAUCCUUACCUUUACACCUUCAAGAAUAUUCAAUGAUUGAAGAUCUCUUGUACAUAAUGAUGGGCAUCGACGGAAAAUACCUGCAAAUCAUUCAACCUGGAGAUGCUGAAUCAGAUGACAAUGGAAUGGAUGAAUCGGCUCCUUCAAAGGCGCCCACUACCGAUAAUGGGACGGAUAUCUCUUGGGAUGAUGUUGCAUACUCGCUGGACGAAACAUUGGAUCCGAGCAUACGGCAGCUUGUAGAGAAACUUCUCCCCAUCGCCACUUAUUAUAUGUCUGUUGAUGCCUUUGUUGAAUUACAUUCUCGCUUUGAAUUCGGUACCGUCAGUCAUGCACUCUGCUCUGCCAUUCGAUCUCUUUUAAAGGAGUACUUGAUUUUAAUAGCACAGCUAGAACAUCAAUUCCGAUCAGCUCCAACCUUUACCCUCCAGAAACUCUGGUUUUAUGUUCAGCCUACUUUACAAACAAUGCAUACACUACACACAUUGGCAAAUAGCAUAAGAGCGGCCGGUAUUCAGCGAAAAUCCAGUGACGAUGACGAAAAUGAUUUUGAAGCUGUAUUGGAAGGUCUAAAGGGGAUUGAAGCAGAUAAGAACGACAUUCAAGUAUCAGAUCAUCGGAAAGGUGGCGCUCUCCUCACUAUGCUUGCAGAGAGAUUGGUUGGUAUGAGCGGUGAUCCCAAGAACAAGAAAUUAUACAGCUAUUUACUUUCUCAAGCGUCACUGCCGUACCUCGAGAUCCUAUAUGCUUGGAUCCAUAGAGGUGAAAUUCAGGAUCCAUAUAAUGAAUUCAUGGUGCAAGAAAAGAAAAACGUGAGAAAAGAAAACUUGAAAGAGGAUUUCAACGACGCUUAUUGGGAAAUGCGAUAUACCAUUCGAGAAGUUGCAGUACCCAGUUUUCUUGAGCCGCUCAAACACAAGAUCCUGGUUGCUGGAAAGUACUUGAACGUUGUCCGGGAAUGUGGCAUCACCAUUUUAGGACCCCAGGAUACUAAUCAGGAUGAAGUUGAUCCGCAAUCUGAAGAGUUGCCCACACCACCGCCUCAACCAAGAGACGUCUCCGCUGAUACCCAAAGCAAUGAAGGAAACAAGGAGAAUGUUCCCUUCAGCACUGAGCGCAGUUCUGAAUUUGGUCAAAAACCCUCGCCCAGCGUUGAUGGCAUUUCCAUGCGCGGCGAUAUCCUUAUGGCUGUAGAUGGUGGCCGAUUUGUCCAAGACUUGGAGGCUGCUUAUAAAUAUGCUAAUCGAACAUUAUUGGACCUAUUGCUCAAAGAUCAGCAACUUCUGGCACGACUUCGAUCUCUCAAACGAUACUUUUUCUUGGAUCAAUCUGAUUUCCUUGCACCUUUCCUGGAUGUAGCAAAGGAAGAACUGAGAAAACCUACCAAAGACAUUGUCAUUACCCGUCUCCAGUCGCUUCUCGAUUUGACUUUGAGAAAUCCUUCAUCUGUGGCUGUAUAUGAUCCUUACAAGGAGGAUGUCAAGGUUGGGAUGAGCUCUCUCAAGAUGGUUGAUCAGUUAUUAAGAAUUAUCAACGUUGCUGGCCUGGACGGAUCCGCUGCUCAACUUGCCGCUGGCGGCAAAGACGGACGAUGGAUAGGAAAUGCGACAGCUGGACUACGUGAUAGCUUACAGACCAUUGGCGACUUAGCAACGAGCUUAUAUGGCCUCCACGGCACUCAGUCUGAGAAACUUUACAGCGACGGUGGCUCGACAGCUAGUAGCGUUGUUGGAUCCAGUAGUUCACGAGAAGUCCUCAAUGGCUUCAAUGCACUCACUUUGGAUUACACUGUAACCUUCCCUCUCUCCCUCAUUAUCUCCCGAAAAGCACUGACAAAGUAUCAGCUCAUUUUCCGACACCACUUGUACUUACGACAUACUGAAAGUUUACUCAGUGAGGCAUGGACUGAGCACAAAAUGCCACUGUGGAAGCGACCCUCCAAGCAUAGCGAUAUCAACGGUUGGAAAUACCGAAUAUUUGCUUUGCGAAAUCGCAUGACGGUGUUUGUCCAGCAGUUUUCUUACUAUAUCACCAAUGAAAUCUUGGAACCCAAUCAUAAUCAACUCAAAGAUACCCUUUCAAAGGUUUCUACCGUGGAUCAAGUAUUGCAAAUACAUUCUGAUUUCUUGGACAGCUGUCUAAAGGAAUGUAUGCUGACCAACUCCAAGCUGUUACGGAUAUACAGCAAACUGAUGACCACUUGUGUCCUCUUCGCAAAUUAUACUGACAAAUUCACUCAUGCACUCACGGUACUUGAAAAGCAAUACAGCUCUGAAAAGUUCGGUGUAAGCUCUGGCAAAUUUGGCAACACCAGUGGCAUUACGUUGGAAAGCCAAAGCCGAUCACUCCACAAGAUUGAAGAAAACUUUAGUUAUCAUAUGAAGUUGCUGAUUGAUGCACUCAAUUACUACUCGGCUACAGAAACACUCCAAUUCCUUUGUCUUGUCGUCAGGCUUGACUACAAUUCAUAUUAUGGCAAAGACCAGAAUAAGGAACGCAGUCGGUAUGAAGGGGAACGGCUAUGAUGGUAGUCUUUAUUUUAUUUUAUGAAAAUGAUAUAUAUAUAAAAAUAAGAAGUCCUCAAUAAACUGGAUAUAUACAC